AUGGGGUGGGGGCCGGUGCUGCGAGCAUCCGCGGCGGCGGCCUCGAAGUUGCCCGCGUCACUCCUCCCACCGCGAGGCGCUGCGGCGCUGCAGCGCCACGGCGCACUCUUCUGCCCGGCGCGGCUCACCUCCGCGGCGGGGACGGCGGCGGAGGGUUGGUCCUACGAGCAGGUGGACGCGGAGACGGGGCGCACGCCACUUGACAAACUGUACGAGGAGCGGCUGCAACGCAUUCGGGUGGUGUUUGAGUCGCCGCUGCCGCCGCUGCCAAGAGACGGCAACGUCAGCCCUGACUUCUUGGUCGGCUUCGCCCACUACGAGUACAGGCUGCGCGACCAGUACCGCGCGGUGCUGGCGCGGGCGCUCGACGUCCCCGUCGCGGCGGUGCAGCUCUCCGUGGCGUGGAGCGGCCGCUUCGACGUCACCCGCUUCAACCGCGUUCAAAAGGUGUGCGGGGUGUGUGUGGCGCCGGAGCACGCGCCGCCCACUGCGGAGCUGCAGGAGCGCGUGCGGCGCGUGGUUCGCGCCGUCAACGAGCGGCAGUCGGAGCCCCUCCUGGCCGCCCACCUGGUGCAGGCGUCGGAGGCCAUAGCGGAGGUCGAGUUUGCCGCCACCGAGCGGGACGCCGUGGUCGCCGAGCGCGUGCACCAGUGGCUGCGUGAGCGCGUCUUGCGUCCGCACCUCGUGUUGGUCCUCUACGGGACGAACAACAUCGCGAGGACCGAGAGCCGCGGGACGCCGCCGCCGAGUGGGGAGCUGGAUCGGCAGCGCGCCUUCAUUGAGGAGAAGUGGCUAAAGGCCUUUUCCCAUCGCCGCGUUGUCCCCCAUGUGUUGUCGCUGGAGCAGCUCACCCAACUUUUCCAGGAGGCGGUGCGGCGGGGGGAGGUGAAGGGGGUUGCACUGAUGCAGCCGCACGACGCCCCCGGCGGGGCGGCGGGGCGCACGAAGGAAAAGGAAGAGACGGCGAAGAAUGACCCCGCAGCCACCACCACUGCCGCUGCGGCCACGGAGGUCCCGGUGAAGUUGCUGUCGUUGGAGGACGCGGCUGCGUGGCAGCGCCUCCUUCGCGGGGCCGUUUUGCGCCGGUACGACAAUCGCGCGGUGUUUCCGCUGCUCUUCCUUCACGGCGAGUGCGCGGGUGGGGCGGAGGAGAUGCGGUAUCUGCUGCAUAACAGGGAGGCUCUUGACGCGGUGCUUCUGCACCCCAACGAUGUGGCAUUCAAGAAGAAGUUCAUGAACCGCUUCCGCUCCUCCCACUCGCGGCUGCGCAUGGCGGAGGAGAUGUCUGUGUAA
This is a messenger RNA of Trypanosoma conorhini, 1293 nucleotides long. RefSeq lists its product as uncharacterized. Lineage: Eukaryota; Euglenozoa; Kinetoplastea; Trypanosomatida; Trypanosomatidae. The record is from RefSeq and is a predicted model, not a curated record. The coding region runs from base 1 to 1293 and encodes 430 amino acids. The transcript has a single exon.